Molecule: messenger RNA, 723 nt
Organism: Trichobilharzia szidati
Lineage: Eukaryota; Metazoa; Platyhelminthes; Trematoda; Strigeidida; Schistosomatidae
Source: the annotation of a GenBank genome assembly
AUGUCCACAACUGAUUCUCUUGUUUUCGAUUUUCAAGAAAUCAUUCCUUCGCCGAUUAAUUUUGGAAAUUCUAAAUGUAGCAAACGGGAAACAAUAGCAGGGAAUAUUCUGCUGAACAAACAUAAUGACAAUAUUCCACUUAAACCCUCAGAGUUCAUAUACAAAAUGUCACUGUCAUCUGAAGAUUUAUAUAAGCAGUUAAUAUAUGGUCAUGUACCUGAAACACUUGCACUUCAUGAUAUGUCUCUGAUUGGAGAUCAAAAGAUCACUUCAUUUCCCGUUGAUCGUCCACUAUUUCAACCUUUCCCUUCUGAGCUCGUAUUUCAGCGUUUCGAACCGGGAAGAUCAUAUGAAUUGCCUCUACUACUUCGCAACAUGGAUAAGGUCUCAAGAACAGCCCAUCUCAUACAAAAUGAUACACCAUAUUUUAAAAUCAAACGUCUGGGUGCACAUGGGUCUAAAGUCGCUGCAGGUUUAUCUCUUUCUUAUUCUGUCGUCUUCACUCCAGAUGCACACCAAGAUUAUCACCAUGAUCUUAUGUGUGUGACAGACAGAGAAUUAUUUUCUAUACCGGUAUUUUGUAUUGGUCCAAGGGCUGUUCUUGAUUUACCUGACGAAGUUGAUUUCGGAGAAGUUCCAGUUAAAAAGCUGAGUAAAAGAGUGCUUGGAAUAAGAAACAUUGGGGAUGGUGUAGCCUUGGUGAAAAUUGAUAUCAUGAAGUAA